Penicillium cinerascens is the source of this 459-nucleotide messenger RNA. RefSeq lists its product as uncharacterized. Bases 1 to 459 code for a protein of 152 amino acids. The transcript has a single exon. Lineage: Eukaryota; Fungi; Ascomycota; Eurotiomycetes; Eurotiales; Aspergillaceae. The record is from RefSeq and is a predicted model, not a curated record.
AUGCCAUCCUUCAAGAGCCUUCUGCUCAUCGCCCUCUCCCUCGCGGCCACGGCAGCCUCUUGCCCCCAGGACUGGGACACACAGAACGGCCAAUGCUGCUACGGAACCUUUGUGUCUGGGAGCGCCCCCACAUAUUGCUGCGUUAAGAACAUCAAUGCGAACACGAAUUCCAACAUGAAAGUCAGAGAUGUUUUACCAAGGAGUCUGAGUCUGUCACUCAGCAUUGGCGACAAUUGCUUCACCACGGUUCCCGUCGCCGCAACCGAUUAUUCAGCACAGGUCUCUUCAGCAUCAUCGAAGCUUGCUGCAGGUGCUACCACAACUCCUGCUACCAACGAGGCGACUCCUACCAGCUCUGGUUCUGCAGCUGCCACCAGCAAUGCGGCCAUGCCGAUUGCCACAGCUCAAGAAAUCGUGCUAGGCGGUGCCGCAGUAAUUGCCGGUCUUUUCGUGCUCUGA